Messenger RNA from Brienomyrus brachyistius, 1651 nucleotides. RefSeq names its product nuclear autoantigenic sperm protein-like. The transcript has 14 exons. Gene Ontology annotation, molecular function: histone binding. The coding region runs from base 102 to 1511 and encodes 469 amino acids. Gene Ontology annotation, biological process: DNA replication-dependent chromatin assembly; CENP-A containing chromatin assembly. Lineage: Eukaryota; Metazoa; Chordata; Actinopteri; Osteoglossiformes; Mormyridae. Gene Ontology annotation, cellular component: nucleoplasm. The record is from RefSeq and is a predicted model, not a curated record.
CCAGGGGUGAUUCAGGGAUGUAAUACAGAACGGCUUGCUGAUUGUGGCUAAGUGUGAAACGUACAAUUUCCACGAAUAACGAGCAAUAAGUUAGCGUUAUCAUGCCAGAAGACGCCCCAGCUACUUCCAGCCCUGAAAGCAUGGACGAAAAGCCGUGUUCAUCCAGCCAUGCGGCCGACAGCUGCAGCGAUGUCACGGAGGAGGCGAAGAAGCUGCUCGGCGCGGGGAACCGACACCUGGUUAUGGGGGACGUGGUGUCGGCCGUCAGUGUCUUUCAGGAGGCCUGUGCCAUGCUUGCUGAGAAAUACGGGGACACAGCUGAUGAAUGUGGUGAAGCCUUCUUUCUUUGUGGGAAGGCUUUGCUAGAGCUGGCCAGGAUUGAGAAUACAGUUCUAGGAAACGCACUGGAAGGUGUUCCUGAAGAGGAUGGUGAUGAAGGGGAUAAGAUUGACAGCAGCAGAAUUGAGAGCGCUGACAACCUGGCCGAGAGCACCCGGAAUGAGCUCCGUGUUCUUGUGUAUGAUGCAAUGGCUGAGAAAGACAGAACUGAAGGGAAAACUGAGCCUGAAGAGCAGGGAGUAGAUGCUGCUGCAGAGGAAAGAACAGCAGAGAGCACUGCGAAUGGCAUGGAGGAGGGGGGUGUGUCCCGCGGGCUGGGUGAGAAGACUGAAAGUGGAGUAGUUGGCACUGAAGGGCAGAAUCUAAAACGAAGUGAGGUCAGUGGUGUGGAGGUGGCGACUUCGUCAGAGGGAGCGGAAGAGGAGGAAGAGGAGGAGGAAGAGGAGGAGGAAGAGGAGGAGGCUCAAGAGGAGGAUGAGGAUGGUGAUGAAGAGGGGAGCACAGCUGAUACCAAGGAAAGUGAGGAGGAGGUUGGAAACUUGCAGCUGGCGUGGGAAAUGCUGGAGGUGGCCAAGGUGAUCUACAGAAGGAAGCAGGACAAAGAGGACCAGCUGAUGGCUGCACAGGCCUAUCUGAAGCUGGGGGAAGUUGGAGUAGAAUCAGGUAACUAUUCCCAGGCCCUGCAGGAUUUCCAGCAGUGCCUGGAGCUGCAGCUGAAGUACCUGCCUCCGCACAGCCGCCUGCUGGCUGAGACGCACUAUCAGCUGGGCGUGACCUUCGGCUAUGCCUGCCAGUACCCUCAAGCUGUGCAGCACUUCAGCAGUUCCAUAAAGGUCAUCGAGAGUCGCAUGGCUUUGCUACAGGAGGUCAUUGACAAGGCUGAAGGGGCUGAUGGGGCAGAAGAGAAGGAGGAAAUGGAGGAGCUCAUUCAGCUGCUGCCUGAUAUCAAGGAGAAGAUUGAGGAUGCCCAAGAGAGCCAGAGAAGUGGGGGAGUAGCAUCUGAAGUCAUUCACCAGACUCUGACAGGGGCUUCAUCAGGACUCUCCAGCAGUAGUGGUGCUUCCUCCUCUCUAGGGAGUAAGGAGCCUUCAGAUGGGGCUAAUGCCAAGCCUGUUUCUGACAUCUCCCACCUAGUCAGGAAGAAGCCAGAGAAACCGGCCGCCACUGUGUAAGCUACAGUGUGACGCUUCCACUGAGGACCACAGGAUUCACUACCUACGUGACGUCUUCCCGCUUUAAGCACUUAUUGUAAAUAACAUGCUUUUCAGUUAUUGAUUUUGUACUCUUUUUUUGAAUAAAGGGUUUUUGCAGA